CCUCAAAUGAUGCUCCAGCGCCAGAAGCAGCAUAAGUUUGUCAUCGUCCGGAGAAAAAGGAGCACCCCGGUUCUUGCCCAUUUCAGCAGCGCGAUUUGCAUCCUUCUCCUGGACGUGCCAAGGCUCCGGUUGUGAUUUUCCUUGGGACGGUGGAGACCCGCGCGCCUGCCCUGCACAUCAGGCGACACGCUGCGGGCUGCGGAGCUGUGUUUGCUGCUGUGACCCGCCAACGUGCCUCUGCUGGUUCCGUCCCGCCUCUUAUACUUCAUUUAUCCGUGAACCAUUUAGAGAGUCCGUCUUGUAAAUGUUCAGUACUUUGCUGCUUUACUGCUUCUUUCUGGGGACUGUGCCAGCGCUUGCCGAGACCGGCGAAGAGAGGCGACUGAGCCGGGAGAAGAGCGAAAUAUGGGGACCCGGGCUAAAAGCGAAUGUCGUCCUCCCUGCCCGCUAUUUCUAUAUUCAGGCGGUGGAUACAUUAGGGAACAGAUUUACAUCUUCUCCGGGUGAAAAAGUGUUCCAAGUGAAAAUCUCAGCACCAGAGGAACAAUUCACUAGAGUCGGAGUCCAGGUUUUAGACCGAAAGGAUGGGUCCUUCAUAGUAAGAUACAGAAUGUAUGCAAGCUAUAGAAAUCUGAAGAUAGAAGUUAAAUUCCAAGGUCAACAUGUGGCCCAAUCCCCAUAUAUUUUAAAAGGGCCAGUUUACCAUGAGAAUUGUGACUGUCCUGUGGAAGACAGUGAAGCCUGGCUGCAAGAGAUGGACUGCCCAGAAACCAUUACCCAGAUUCAGCAAGAUCUGGCACAUUUCCCUAUUGUCAAUCCAGAAAAGAUUGCAACAGAAAUUCCGAAAAGAUUUGGACAGAGGCAGAGCUUGUGUCAUUACACCUUGAAGGAUAACAAGGUUUAUAUCAAGACUCACGGUGAACAUGUAGGUUUUAGAAUUUUCAUGGAUGCCAUACUACUUUCUUUGACUAGAAAGGUGAAGAUGCCAGAUGUGGAGUUUUUUGUUAACUUAGGAGACUGGCCUUUGGAAAAAAAGAAAUCCAAUUAUAACAUCCAUCCAAUCUUUUCCUGGUGUGGCUCCACGGAUUCCAAGGAUAUUGUGAUGCCCACCUAUGACUUGACUGACUCUGUUCUAGAAACCAUGGGCCGAGUAAGUCUGGAUAUGAUGUCUGUGCAAGCUAACACGGGUCCUCCCUGGGAAAGCAAAAACUCCACAGCUCUCUGGAGAGGGCGAGACAGCAGAAAAGAGAGACUCGAGCUGGUUAAACUCAGUAGAAAACACCCGGAACUUAUAGAUGCUGCUUUCACCAACUUUUUCUUCUUUAAACAUGAUGAAAACCUGUAUGGUCCCAUUGUGAAACACAUUUCGUUUUUUGAUUUCUUCAAGCAUAAGUACCAAAUCAAUAUCGAUGGCACUGUGGCAGCUUAUCGUCUGCCAUACCUGCUGGUUGGUGACAGCGUUGUGCUGAAGCAGGACUCCAUCUACUAUGAACACUUUUACAAUGAGCUGCAGCCCUGGAAACACUACAUUCCAGUUAAAAGCAACCUGAGUGAUCUGCUGGAAAACCUUAAAUGGGCAAAAGAUCACGAUGAAGAGGCAAAAAAGAUAGCCAAAGCAGGACAAGAAUUUGCAAGAGACAAUCUCAUGGGUGAUGACAUAUUCUGUUAUUAUUUCAAACUUUUCCAGGAAUAUGCCAAUUUACAAGUGAGUGAGCCCCAGAUCCGAGAUGGUAUGAAAAGGGUAGAACCACAGACCGAGGACGACCUCUUUCCUUGCACGUGCCAUAGGAAAAAGUGUUCUGUUCAGUUUUUUAACUGAUUGGAUAAGGCUGAACUGAUUGGAUAAGGCCCACUCACAUUAUGGGAGAUAAUUUACUUCACUCAAAGUUUACUAACAACGUCAAUCUCAUCAUCAAAAAACACCUUCACAGAAACAUAUAGAAUGACAUUUAAUCAUGUGUCUAGGCACCAUGGACAAGCCAACCUGACGAUCAUUCAAGAAAUAUUUAUUGAGUACCUGAUAUGGCAGACAUCGUACUAAGCUCUGAGGAUCCAACAGUGAGCAGUUGCUUUCUAUUCUGGAAAAAGAAUGAAAAUAAAAAAGUAAAAAAUAAAGAAACAAGAUAACUAUUAAUCACGAUAGAUAAAAAGAGGGUAUCACAGAGAGAAAUUGGUUUGUUCCUCUGGGUUGGAUAGUGAUGGCUACUUUAGAUGGGUCAUCAAAGAUGCUCCAGAUUUUUCACUGUUAAGUAAAAUGUUGGCCAUGGUUUAUAGUAAACAACCACUAUUAAAACAUCAAAUUUUUAAUUUAGUACUAACUAAAGGUUUUUUAAUAGGAAGGGCAUUAUAUGUUAUUAAAUAUUUUGGGGGCAUCUCUUGCCAUGUUCAUGUUUUUUGUUGAUUUUGUUUUGUUUUUGCUGCAUUAGUCUGUAAUGGAUUAUAUUAAUAGUAUUCUAAAUGUGAAACAUUAUUAAAACUCCAAGGUCAUCACAUAUUAUUACUUUAACGCAUGGCUGAAUUAAUUGUGCUAAUAUUUAAUUUAGGAUAUUUCCAACUAUAGCCCACAUGCCAAAUCUGGGCCAUCACCACUAUUUGUUCAGCCUGCAAAGUAAGAAGUGGUUGGAAAAAAUCAAAAGAACAAUAUUUCAUAACUUGUGAAAUACAUGAUGUUCAAAUUGUGAUCCAUAAAUGAAGCUUUUAGAGUAGUUUCCUAUCAUGGCUGUGACACAUUACCACAAAUGGGGUGGUCAAAAACAAGACAAAUAGAUUCUUUUACAGUUCUGGAGUUCAGACUCUGAUAUCAGUUUCAUUGGGCCAAUGUCAAGAUGCUGGCAAGGCUGGUUCCUUCUGGAAUCUCUUAAGGGGAGAAAACUUUUGCUUGCCUCUUCUGGCUUGUAGAGCUGCAUACCUUACAUUUCUCAUGCUGGGCCUCCUCCCUCCAGCCAGCAGCUUGGCCUCCUCAAAUCUGUUUCCGUUGUUGCGCUGCUUUCUGUCUCUCCAAAUGGUGCAGCUGUAUUAUUCAUCACAGCCCCACAGUGGAGACCAUCCAAACGUCCACCAGCUGGUGAAUGGAUACACAAAGUUGCUGAAUACUAUUGAGAAAUAACAAAAUAGGAGAAGCAACAAAGGGCUGACGCACGCCACGACAUGGAUGAACCUGGAGAACAUUAUUCUUGGCGCCAAGAAGCCAGACACAAAAGUCCUGUACGGUACGAGUCCAUUUAUAUGAAAUGUCUGGAAAAGACCAAUCUACAGAGACACAAAGUGUGUUGGUGGGUGCCCAGAGCAAAGAGGAGGAACAGUGAGUGAGGAUACAUGAGCACAGGUUUCUUUUGGAGCUAAUGGAAAUGUUCUAAAAUUAGAUUAUGGUGACGGUUACAAAUGGUUGUGAAAUUGCUGGAAAUCACUGAAUUGUACACUUCAAAUGAGUGAAUUUUAUGGCAAGU
Molecule: messenger RNA, 3446 nt
Organism: Nycticebus coucang (slow loris)
Lineage: Eukaryota; Metazoa; Chordata; Mammalia; Primates; Lorisidae
Gene: POGLUT2
Product: protein O-glucosyltransferase 2
Exons: 10
Coding region: 305-1819 (504 amino acids)
Cellular component (GO): endomembrane system
Molecular function (GO): glucosyltransferase activity; protein binding
Source: RefSeq, a predicted model, not a curated record